CGUUCCAGGAGAAUUCAAUACUUUCCCUACCCUGAAGAACAUAGGCAUGAUGCACAUGCAAUCCAAGAGACAAGUUACUUUUUCUUUUUCCUUUUAACCCUUUAUUCAUCUCUGUCUUUCUUCUAGGAAUUUUGCUUAUGUUAGAAUUGUCUGAGAAGAAUUCUUAAAGUAGACAUUGGAAUGAUCUUCAUAAGAGGAAUCAAGGAAAUAAAUCAUCAUGACUUGUUGUAGUGACUGUAGUAACGAGCGAACGGCUUCAAGAAGGCUGCCAACUUCUCCGGAUCAUCAUGACAAUGCUAACAAUCAUGAAAGCCCUAAAAGUAAACAAAUGAUGGCUUGUCCCUCCUGUGGUCUUACACUCCAGUCUCCAGAAAAGGCUGGAAUUCAUGACCUUCCAGGAUUACCUGCUGGGGUGAAAUUUGAUCCUAGUGAUCAGGAAAUACUUGAACAUUUGGAGGCAAAGGUGAGAUCAGAUGUUCAUAAGCUUCAUCCUCUGAUCGAUGAGUUCAUCCACACACUUGAGGGAGAAAAUGGAAUUUGCUGUACGCAUCCAGAGAAAUUACCAGGAGUAAGCAAAGAUGGUUUAGUCAGGCAUUUCUUUCAUCGCCCUUCAAAAGCAUACACCACUGGGACUAGGAAAAGAAGAAAAGUACACACGGACAUAGAUGGCUGCGAAACCCGGUGGCACAAAACAGGCAAGACUAGGCCAGUUGCUGUUAAAGGAAAAGUGAAAGGGUUCAAGAAGAUACUUGUGCUCUACACUAACUAUGGGAGGCAAAGAAAACCUGAGAAAACAAAUUGGGUGAUGCAUCAGUAUCACCUAGGCAAUAAUGAAGAUGAAAAGGAAGGUGAAUUAGUGGUUUCCAAGGUUUUCUACCAAACUCAACCUAGGCAAUGUGGUUCCUUGAUCAAAGACUCUCCUGUGAAAGGAAAUGGGCGAAUUGGACAUGAGGGUUCUCAUCUCAACAACUCUACCUUUGUCGAAUACUACAAUUCAGCUCUCAUUUCCUUUGAUCAAUGAUCCAGUUGGAGUAAUCUAAUUCUACCAGAGGGGGAAUAAAUUAUAUGCUGAUUUAGGAGAAGCUG
Messenger RNA from Coffea eugenioides, 1086 nucleotides. RefSeq names its product NAC domain-containing protein 73-like. Gene Ontology annotation, molecular function: transcription cis-regulatory region binding; DNA-binding transcription factor activity. Gene Ontology annotation, cellular component: nucleus. The transcript has 4 exons. Lineage: Eukaryota; Viridiplantae; Streptophyta; Magnoliopsida; Gentianales; Rubiaceae. Bases 218 to 1021 code for a protein of 267 amino acids. Gene Ontology annotation, biological process: regulation of DNA-templated transcription. The record is from RefSeq and is a predicted model, not a curated record.